Messenger RNA from Malus domestica (apple), 372 nucleotides. Its product is annotated as probable esterase KAI2. Gene Ontology annotation, biological process: response to karrikin. Lineage: Eukaryota; Viridiplantae; Streptophyta; Magnoliopsida; Rosales; Rosaceae. The record is from RefSeq and is a predicted model, not a curated record.
AUGGGAAUAGUGGAAGAAGCUUACAACGUGGGGGUCGUAGGGUCGGGUCAGCAAGUCCUAGUCCUGGCCCACGGCAUUGGCACCGAUCAGUCCAUCUGGAAAUACCUCGUCCCCCACCUCGUCGACGACAACCGCGUCAUUAUGUACGACAACAUGGGCGCCGGAACCACCAACCCUGAAUACUUCGACUUCGAGCGCUACUCCACCCUCGAAGGCUACACCUACGACCUUCUCGCCAUUCUUGAGGAGCUCCACGUCAAGUCAUGCAUCUUCGUCGGCCAUUCCUCCUCCGCCAUGGUCGGCGCCAUCGCCGCAGUCACCCGACCCGACCUCUUCACCAAGCUAAUCAUGAUCGCCGCCUCCCCUAGGUAA